This is a messenger RNA of Phoenix dactylifera (date palm), 2274 nucleotides long. It is a transcript of the gene MKK10, whose product is annotated as MAP kinase kinase 10. Lineage: Eukaryota; Viridiplantae; Streptophyta; Magnoliopsida; Arecales; Arecaceae. Gene Ontology annotation, biological process: protein phosphorylation. Gene Ontology annotation, cellular component: cytoplasm. The record is from RefSeq and is a predicted model, not a curated record. Gene Ontology annotation, molecular function: protein serine/threonine kinase activity; ATP binding.
AUGACAAUGGUGAGAGAGAGGAGGCACCAACAAGCACUGAGACUUCCCUUGCCACCCCCACCGGUGGCGGUGCCGGAAUUUCCCUACCACUUCUCUGACUCCCCAGGGACCGUAGACCGCCUCUCGGACCUCGAGAAGCUCUCGGUCGUCGGCCAUGGCAGCAGCGGAACCGUCUACAAGGUCCGCCACCUCCGCACGAACUCCCUCUUCGCUCUCAAGGUCCUUCGCUUCGGCCCCAACGCCGCCGACGCCCGGCGCCAAGCAGCCCGGGAGGCCGACAUCCUGACGCGCGUCGACUCUCCCUUAGUCGUCCGCUGCCACGGCGUGCUCGAGGGAGGCGGUGAGGACCGUCUCUGCCUUGUCAUGGAGUACAUGGCCGGCGGCUCCCUCCACGACGUUCUCCGAGCUCGCCGGAGGCUGCCGGAGGGGCUCAUCGCCGGGGUGGCAGGGCGGGUGCUGGAGGGCCUGCGCUACCUCCACGGGAUGGGUGUCGUGCACCGUGACAUCAAGCCCUCAAACCUUUUAAUCGGCAGCCAUGGCGAGGUGAAGAUUGCCGACUUCGGGGCGAGCCGGGUGGUGGCAGCAGCAAUGGGGCCUUCAUCCGGUGGUGGCGAUGAUGCCUGCGCAGGCACAUGCGCAUAUAUGAGCCCAGAACGGUUCGACUCGGAGGGGUUCGGCGACAGCGGAGGGUUCGCCGGUGAUAUAUGGGCCCUUGGGGUUGUGCUGUUGGAGUGCUUUGUAGGCAGGUUUCCGCUGGUGGACGCAGGGGAGCGACCAGAUUGGGCCACCUUGAUGUGCGUCGUUUGCUUUGGUGGCCCACCGGCGGUGCCGGAUGCUGCCUCGCCGGAGUUCCGGAGCUUUUUGGGAAGGUGCUUGGAGAAGGACUGGAGGAAGAGAGGGACGGUGGGGGAGCUCCUAAGCCACCCUUUUGUCGCCAAGUGCUGUUCCACAGAAGGCCUAGUUGAGGAUACUUUCCAUACAUAGUGAAGGUGGUAGGAACCUUUGGGCUGCUUGGGCUUUUCUACUGGGCUGGACAUUAGUAUUCUAAUUCUUUUUCCACAAUGCAAGUGUGACAGCAAUUGAUAUGGCUGAUAGAUAAACAUGCAGAAUGUUUAUUUUUCCAUUAGUCGUAACAAUUUUUGCCUAGGCCAAUGAAGGCAAAUAGAUUUCCAACUAGGAUUAUGUUUUGCAUAACAGGUCAUGAGCCAGUAUGUGUUUUUUUCUGGAUAUCCUAUCAGUUACAGCUAUUUUGUGAUCAGAUAGUUAAUAUAUGGAUCCAUGUUUCCGUUUGUUAUAUGUUUGAUAGAAUUAGAUAUCCAAAUCUUUCUAUUCAGUUGUAAUCUCAGAUACUAAAAUUGCUAAAUCCUUUUCAGAAUAUAUAAGCAUGCACUAUUUCUCCUAACGUGUCACACAUGCAUGGUGUUAUCAGAGAUCUAAUGGAGAGAAGGCGAACGCAGAUGUUGUGGAGAUAUGUAAUAUGAAAAAUCUGGUGAUGACCCCUGUUUAAUUGAAUCCACUCCAAAGAUCAGUUAAACAAUAGUGCUCUCGGGAAAAAAUUCCAAUGACUAAGAUAAGAGCUAAUAAUUGUACGCGUACUCAAUUAGUGGAUCCGAUUCAUAGCAUUCUGGCUUUCUGUAUGCACCGAACUGGAGCCAGUUAAUGCCGGGGAGAACCACUGCCUCACCCUCUCAUUUACACAUCCAAUGUGGCAGGACAUUGGCGCAAAUUUUUUGAGGGAAAAAUGGUAGGAGAUUGGUGCAAUUAAAAUUGGAUUUGGUCAUUCAUGGGUUACGACACGACAUCAGCUCCAAGUCAGACAUGUAACCGAGCAGGCUAUGUUCUCAUGGAACCCAAAUGGAUAAAGACAGAGGUGCCACUGUUUGGCCAUAAAGAAGGAACCAAAAUCCAUGAAUUGACAAGGUUUCUAUUUGUGCAGGAUUCACUUGUUAUUAGAUCUACCUGACAUUUUGUGCAUCAGCUGUGCCACUUCCACACACUUAGGUGACGGAUACCGGAGUAACAUCAAAGGGUUGCCAUUUUCCUGAUUCAUCCGAUUAGGUCAAUCAAUUGCUGCUCUCACCCCUACGACAGUGAGACUGGCAUGAUCAAAGCAUUAAAGGAACCUGGCCGGUAGCUUAAAACAUACAAGCAGAAUACAUGGAGUUGCAGGUAUAAAGCAACCUUCAUCUGUGAAUAGCUGAUUUUUUAAACAUCAGGGAACAAAGGUACAUAAGAGAACACUUUAUAUUCUCCAUAACAUUCAUUAUUGAAAAA